CGGCUCUUGACGCGCGGUCAGCGCCGCCCUCGUUCCUGUCUUGUCCAUACAUCCCUCAUGAGUACAUAUUCCGGCGAGCCGCCCGCCUCAGCCGAUCCAACACAGCACCUCUCCAGAACAGCACCAGCCCGCAAACCCCGCAAACCCCAGCAACAUGGUCGGCCUCAACUUGAACAAGAAUUUCAAGAAAUUCAAGAAUCUCACCGCCGAGACCCUGGCCAACACCAAGGCCAUCCUGCGAGUCAAGAGCGUCCAGAGACCCAAGGGCGUGCUCGUUGCCACCGAGAGCUUCAAAACUGCCGUCGAAAGCUGCAAGCAGCAGGUCGACGCCAUCUCGCGUAAAUGCCGCUCCAUCAACCGCCGUUUUGUCGAUGAGGACUUUGAUGUCACCACUCUUGCCGAUGUCUCUCUUCGUCUCCUCGCUGAGCUUGAUUCGCCUCUGCCCGAAUCCUUCGGGCGGAUCAAGGAGGUCUUCGAGAAGCCCGUAUUCAUCGACGGUGUCGACUACGACGACAUUGGUCAGGGCUCGCUCGGCGAUUGCUGGUUCAUGGCCGCGCUCGCCUCCACUGCCAUGAUCCCCGAACAUCUCGCCCGUCUCUGUGUCGCCAGAGACGAGCAGGUCGGCGUCUACGGAUUCGUCUUCUUCCACGACGGCGAGUGGGAGCCCGUCAUCAUCGACGAUCGUCUCUUCAUCAGCAAGCCUGAUUGGGAGUCUGUCGAGCCUGAGAAGCGUGCCGACUACAAGAACGAGACCACAUAUCGCCGGCUCUUCCAGACCGGUUCGGAUGCUCUCUACUAUGCCAAAUCAACCAACCAAAACGAGACCUGGUUGCCCUUGAUGGAAAAAGCCUAUGCCAAGAUCCACGGUGACUACCAGUCUCUCAGUGGCGGCCUGACCGGUGAGGCCAUCGAGGAUCUCACUGGCGGCAUCUCCUUUGUGACCCGUCUCAACGACAUCCUCGACACUGAUCUUUACUGGAAGGACGAGUUCUCUCACGCCAACCGUGACCGGCUCUUCAGCGCCUACAUCAUGAAGUGGUCGUCUGGAUUCGAAUCGGUUUCGCCAAACGGCCUCGUUCAUACCCAUGCCUACACUGUCGUUCGCACGGUCGAAGCCAAGGGCCGUCGCUUCCUGAUGCUUAGAAACCCUUGGGGCAAGACGGAGUGGAAUGGCCGCUGGUCCGAUGGCAGCCCUGAAUGGACCGCCGAGUGGAUCACCAUCCUUGGGCACAAGUUUGGAGACGACGGUGCUUUCUGGAUGGAAUACGACGACUUUUUGCGAGAGUUCACCCACGUCGAUCGCACCCGUCUCUUUGACGGCUCGUGGUUCCUUGACCAGCAGUGGCUGCAGCUGCAGACCGAGUGGCCUGCCGUGUGGAGCGAAUCCGUCUUCGGGUUCGAGCAGAGCACCAGCGGUCCUGCGGUCGUUGUGCUCUCGCAGCUCGACACUCGCUACUUCCAAGACUUCCAGGGCACCUUCGACUUUGAUCUGCAGUUCCAGGUCUACCAGGUCAAUGACAAUGGAGAGCGCGAGCUCUUGGACCAAUCGCAGUCCUCGAGCGUGUCCAAGCGCUCGGUUUCGAUCGAGUUUGCCAAUCUCGAGGCUGGCACCUACCAGAUCGACACCAAGAUCAUUCGUGUCAACAACGGCGGCCCCACUGUCGAGCAGGUUAUUUCUGAGGCCGGCAGUGAGAGACCCAAGAAGCUCCUGAACACCAUCGAGCGAUUCAACCAGGUUCGCUCCAGGGCCGUCAACAUCGACGAGACCGAUGGCCAGAACGCGACCAUCAUGGCCAAGAUCACCCAGUCGACCCCCGAGGAGAUCACGAAGCUCAUGACCAACCUCGCUGCCGUGCGAGUGUCUGUCAGCAGGGCCAGAGGCGGCGUCCGGGCACAGGCUACCGAUAGCGCCGACGACGAUGGUGACAAGGACGAAGAUGGCGACAAGAAGGAAGACGGCGAAGACCAGGAUCAGGCCGACGGGCAGGAAGACGGGGCCGACGGCGAAGCCCCCAACAUCAAGUUCUCGGACGGCAAGGUCAUUGUCGGCUUCCGUGUGUACUCAAAGGAUGCCGGUACCAAGAUCAAGCCCUACACCCCUCCCACCGCCAACGAUGCCGCGGACGAUGACAACGAUGACGAUUAUGAGGACAUUGACGAUGACGGCGAAAUCGCCGCUGCUGCUGAAGACGAUUGAGCGUCCGCCGACACCGAUGCGAUUCAGG
This is a messenger RNA of Polychytrium aggregatum, 2225 nucleotides long. RefSeq lists its product as uncharacterized. Gene Ontology annotation, molecular function: calcium-dependent cysteine-type endopeptidase activity. The record is from RefSeq and is a predicted model, not a curated record. Lineage: Eukaryota; Fungi; Chytridiomycota; Chytridiomycetes; Polychytriales. Gene Ontology annotation, biological process: proteolysis. Bases 155 to 2197 code for a protein of 680 amino acids. Gene Ontology annotation, cellular component: cytoplasm. The transcript is spliced from 9 exons.